Messenger RNA from Anopheles stephensi (Asian malaria mosquito), 2665 nucleotides. It is a transcript of the gene kermit, whose product is annotated as PDZ domain-containing protein GIPC3. NCBI's taxonomy places the organism in Eukaryota, Metazoa, Arthropoda, Insecta, Diptera, Culicidae. Bases 939 to 1892 code for a protein of 317 amino acids. The record is from RefSeq and is a predicted model, not a curated record. Gene Ontology annotation, molecular function: protein binding. The transcript has 6 exons.
CAUUUGCCAAUCCGACGGCGUACAGUCAGCAACGCAUUCCUGCCGUGUUCUGCUGCUUCUGCUGCUGAUGGGCAAACCGGUGCAUUCGCUCACGUGAGGCUGAGAAAAACACACGCACGAACGCGCGAACGCCACAGUGCAAACCGGCAAAAUCCGAGUGAAGGCUGUAAAGUGCUGCGUGGAAGCCGCGAGAUUCGACGCAAAGAAUACUUACGGUUAGUUGGGCGCUGUGCUGUUGCUCCCUCAGCUCCAAUUUCCAUCGCGGGUCUGUGUGCAAACGCUCUUCUCUGCUCUCGGCUGAGUGUGUGUGUGUACGUGUAUGUGUGCGCGCGCUCGGUGGCCGGUUUUCACGCCACCCCCUCCAUCGGCGUGGUGUUUGGUUGUGCGUGAGAGUCGUUGAGAAGCCAGGCGGUGCGGAAGCGCGCGCGGUCAAGUGAAACGGCAGCGUGUACAUGUAGCCACCGGGAGGUUCGCCACCUAACCCCAUCCUUCUCGCUGCUGCUGCUGCUGCUGCUGUAACGGUUCAUAACAGCCGUUAAAGCGAGAAGGCCGCUACACGUGAGAGAGAGCGCGUACGAGAGAACCCCCAACGAAGGUCGGACCAAGGCGCGGCGGUGUAGGUAGCUGCUAGUCCGUUAGUGAAUUCGUCGCGCGGAAAACCGCUUCUGGCAGUGGAAAUCAACCCGUGUUAUUCGCGACAGCGUACACGUACACGUACGCAGAGCCUCGCGAGACGGUUAUUGGGACAGUAAUUGGUUGAUCGAUCCGUGUAGUACUCGAUCCGAUCUGAGAUAGUUGUUGCGUGCGGUACCACUCUGCUGGUGGAGUUGUUCGCCGUCAGCGACCGUUGUCAAUCUGAAGACCAAACGGAGCGAAACAAUCCCGGAGACAAUUCGCGUUCGCCGCCGCUUUGCCGACACCCUGUGCAGCAACGUUCCAUGUGGGCAAAGUAUAGCUUCUGGCCGUUUUCGAUCGCUGCGCCCACGAUCCACCACGACAGCAUGAGCAACGGUGGCCACGGCGAAUCGACCGUCACCAAGCCGCAGCUGGUGUUCAAUUGCCAGCUGGCGCACGGCAGUCCAACCGGCUUCAUCACCGGGUUUGCCAGUGUCAAGGAGCUCUACCAGAAGAUCGCCGAAUGCUACGAUUUCGCUAUGGAUGAGAUUCUGUUCUGCACGCUAAACUCGCACAAAGUCGACAUGAGCAAUCUGCUGGGCGGUCAGAUCGGGUUGAACGAUUUCAUUUUCGCACACAAAAAGGGUCGCCCGAAGGAGGUGGAGAUCGUUAAGUCGGAGGAUGCCCUCGGUCUAACGAUCACGGACAACGGUGCGGGUUACGCGUUCAUCAAGCGCAUCAAAAGUGGCAGCGUCAUCGAUCGGAUUCCUCACAUACAGAUUGGCGAUCACAUCGAGAAGCUGGACGGGAUCAAUGUGGUCGGAAAGCGACACUACGAGGUGGCCCGCAUGCUGAAGGACAUUCCCACCGGAUCCACGUUUACCAUCCGUCUGGUGGAGCCGAUGAAGAGCGGGUUCCAGGGAAUAGCGCCGCGCAAAGGAACGGCCGGCAGCAAACCGGGCAAGCAGGGCUACGGCAGUGGAAAGGAGACGCUGCGGUUUAAGGCCAAUGGAAACGCAGCCAUCGAAGAUGAGCACGACGAUGCUACGCAAAGUGGAAUUGAUGCCAUUAACUCACUGCUCGACUCCUUCAUGGGAAUCAACGAUAGUGAGCUAGCCACACAAAUCUGGGAACUAGGUAACAACAAAAUUAACUCGAUGGACUUUGCGGAAGCGAUCGAUGCGUCCGACCUGGAGGCUUUCGGUUUUACUGACGAUUUCAUCAUCGAGCUCUGGGGCGCCAUCACGGAUGCACGCCACGGCCGAUACAAAAGAUAAGGGCGCGCCAGAGUCGCUGGAACCAAUGAUGAACCGACGACGAGAUCCUACUUGAGAUAAACAAACAAAAAAUAGGAGCAUUUACGAAGAAACGAAGGCAGCAAUCGAUCGACGAGGCGCUCGUGAAAUGUGAUGUGUUUUAAACUACUACUACUACUACUACUACUAUUAUUACUACACCAACAACAACUACUACUGCUACACCGCUAGCAUCUAUUUGUGAGGUGAUUGGAAAGCCCCCUCCAGAAUGGGAGUUGAUAAGCAGGCGAUAGCGGAGAUAGCCGUGAUAGAGACAAGAUAUGUAAACUGAUGCUGCGCCAAAUGUCGCCACGAAGCAAGUUUAACGCAUUCCCAACACAUUCCACUGUUAGGUAGAUGAAUAAGAGGCAAAAUUACAACCCAUAUUACCAACUCCCCUUCCACUGCCGGGGGUGCACCGUCUGCGGAAAGGGUGGUUUAACGAACUUAGUGUUUUUAAAAUUGUAAAAUGUUGUAAAAAUGUGUUUCUGUUAGAAAAUGCAACGAAAAUCGUGCGAAAACCAAUCGCUGCGUCGAUGGGAGGUUUUCCUUUUCAUUUUUUGUUUGUUUUGUUUGCUUCGGUUUCAUUAAGGAUAAUGAGGAACUGAAGCGGGAGAAACAGGGGCAGACGGCGGAGAACGCCUCACUCAGUAGCGAGGCGAACGAGUGAGGGGGAAAAGUAUUUUAGCAAAAUGGAGUUCGUAUUAAAUUGUGAGAAUGCAAUAAUAAAUAUUUAAUCAUAAGAUGAGAAAGAA